Messenger RNA from Magnolia sinica, 1295 nucleotides. RefSeq names its product putative disease resistance protein RGA4. The record is from RefSeq and is a predicted model, not a curated record. NCBI's taxonomy places the organism in Eukaryota, Viridiplantae, Streptophyta, Magnoliopsida, Magnoliales, Magnoliaceae. Bases 182 to 493 code for a protein of 103 amino acids. The transcript is spliced from 2 exons.
CAAAGCUAGGUCACAACGCGGCCUUCCUUCCAAGAAAAUCACCAGCAGCUUCCUUUCUUAAAGAAUGCACAUAUAUAGGCAAUAGCUGAGGAGAACGAUCUCGUAUUUCAUCUUGAAAUCCUUCCCUUUCCCUUUGAACAUCUCUAGUUUGUUCUUGUGAUUUCCCUGUUUGGAAGAAGGUAUGGCAGAAGCAGUCGUUUCUGACCUUCUUCAAGUAGUUUUCGAAAAACCAGCCUCCCCAAUCCUAGAACGGUAUGGAUUGUUGUCGGUUGUUCGCGAGGAGAUGGAAAGUCUAAGGAGUACGUUAUCAAUGAUACAAGCCGAAGAUGCUGAGGAGCGGCGAGUAAAGGACAAGGCGCUUCGGAAUUGGCUGGGAAAGCUUAAAGAUUCAGCUUAUGAUGCUGAUGAAAUAUUGGAUGAAUUCACGGCGGAAUCUCUACGCAGACAAGUGGAGAUUCGGGGGCGUGUUACAAACAAGGAUGGAUCCUACUGAAAGAACCAUAAAAAAAAAUUCUCCAGUCAUAGCUCAAGAGUGGAGUUAGGGGCUCAGGUACCACUUUUAGGGCAUGACACACAUAAUCCCACAUAUGGGUUUCAUAAAUUGGGUGCGAGUUUUACUUGCUAUAGAUUUGAUUAUUUCUAACUUCUGUACUUGAAAUCUUGAAUUGAGUUUUAGUUUUCAGGAUUCCAAUUAUGUAGAUUUCGAAGUCUUUAUAAUUGGAUAUUUCAAUUAUGUAGAUUUUGAAGUCUUUAUAGUUGGUCCUUCAGUUUUUUCUAUAUUUCUAUUUCAAUUUUUUCUUUUUAAAUUGAGAUAUGGAUGAAUAUGAAUUGCUGAAAAGAAUAGAGCCCAUUUUUUAUUCUUAUACUUUUCCUUUUGAAUUGUGAAUUGGGUUUCAUGUAUUGUGACCUAAUUGGAUUGAUUAUAUUAUGAUUGUUCUCAUUCUCUUAGGAAGGACAGAUAUUUCAAUGAACAUCCAUUUCGUAUUUUUGUUCACUUUGUAAUGCCUCGUUUUGAAGGUCGGCAUUUCUAACCAUUUGAUUGGUUGUCCACAAUACCUCAUUAGAUUGUUAGGAUUGUUUGAUCAUCAAGACUUUUGGACUGUGGCUUAUAUAGGUAUAUGAGAAGAAGUUACAUCGAAUUAGAUAGCUCCAUUAGGUAACGAGUUGCAACCUCGAUCACCAUACAUGUCUACGGUGGAGAUUAGAGUGAACGUAAUUUGAGGCCGUUUACACUCGACUUGUUAUAACCAGGUCUAGCAAAUAAGGUGCCGCCACGUGUUGGCAGACUUGUAAAG